AUGACCGACGUAGCGCAGGCAUCUACGCCCAACGAUUUUAUUGAAAGCUUGUCGAUAGAGCAGAUAGACCAUGACCAGAAAAUAGGGGUGCGCGCCAUACGAUUAUUUCUUCAAAGUCGAACUUCUUAUGACGUAUUGCCUGUGAGUUACCGGUUAAUCGUGUUGGAUACGUCGUUGUUGGUGAAAAAAUCAUUGAAUAUUUUGCUUCAGAACAACGUGGUAUCGGCUCCAUUAUGGAACAACAAGACUUCGAGGUUUGCAGGUCUUCUUACCUCGUCAGAUUUUAUCAAUGUCAUCCAAUACUACUUUCAAUAUCCCGAUAAAUUCGAUUUGGUUGACCAACUUACACUUGAUGGGCUCCGUGACAUCGAAAAGGCUAUUGGCGUAGAUCCCAUUGAGAAGGCGUCUAUCCAUCCAUUCAAAUCGCUUUAUGAAGCAUGUGUCAAGAUGCUCGAGUCAAAGGCAAGAAGAAUCCCGCUUAUCGACGAAGACGAAAAAACCCAUCGAGAAAUAGUGGUGUCCGUGUUGACCCAAUACCGUAUUUUGAAGUUUGUGGCUCUCAAUUGUAAAGAAACAAAAAUGCUACUUAAACCCAUCAAGAACUUGCCUACAUUGAAUAAAGACAUUGAGAUAUCUACAUGCACCAUGGCUACCCCGGUGAUCGAGGUGAUCCACCUUCUUGCCCACAAAUCGGUGUCGUCCAUCCCAAUAGUCGAUGAAACUGGAAAACUCAUCAACGUGUACGAAGCCAUCGAUGUGCUUGCCUUGGUGAAAAAUGGAGGUAUGUACACAGAUUUGGACCUCACGGUUGGUGAUGCUCUCUUGAAACGUCCAGAAGACUUCGAAGGUGUUCACACCUGUACCGUCAAUGAUAGACUCAGCACCAUAAUGGAUACCAUCCGAAAAUCAAGAUUACACAGACUCUUUGUCGUUGACGAUGAAGGUAAGUUAGUUUCGGUGGUUUCCCUCAGUGACAUUCUCAGAUAUCUUCUUUUUGAGGAAGAGUAG
Messenger RNA from Meyerozyma guilliermondii ATCC 6260, 1008 nucleotides. RefSeq names its product AMP-activated serine/threonine-protein kinase regulatory subunit (gene SNF4). NCBI's taxonomy places the organism in Eukaryota, Fungi, Ascomycota, Pichiomycetes, Serinales, Debaryomycetaceae. The transcript has a single exon. Bases 1 to 1008 code for a protein of 335 amino acids. The record is from RefSeq and is a predicted model, not a curated record.